This is a messenger RNA of Trachemys scripta elegans, 484 nucleotides long. RefSeq names its product small EDRK-rich factor 2 (gene SERF2). The record is from RefSeq and is a predicted model, not a curated record. Lineage: Eukaryota; Metazoa; Chordata; Testudines; Emydidae.
GCGGUAACCAGCGUGAACUGGCCCGUCAGAAGCACAUGAAGAAGCAGACUGACUCGGGCAAGGGGAAGCGGCGCGAUGACGGCCUGUCGGCGGCUGCCCGGAAGCAGAGAGACUCUGAGAUAAUGCAGCAGAAGCAGAAACAGGCCAGUGAGAAGAAGGAGCAACCGAAAUAACGUGUGGGGAACUUGGUCUGACCCAGGAGAAGUGAGGCAGCAUCCUGCCCUUCACCUUUGCGCUUGCCCUGCCCGCCUCUCCAGCCCACCACAGCCUUCUGGCCCUCUUGCUGGUAGAAUGCAAAGCGUGUAGCCCCGCUGGGAUUGUCCGCACCUGAUGUAUGUUCUCCCCACUCUCUACAAUGUGCAGCCAGUGUUGGCCCAGAGGGGCUGGCCUGGGGCUGCAUAGCCAAGCAGCUGCAGGAGCCCCUCGCCCUUCUUAUUCACAUCGGACCCACUUUCAUGUAUUAAAGUAGCUUUUGGAUUCCUCA